CAGCCUGAUGGCACCUUCAAGGACCUGCAGGACAAACUCAACUCUGAUGACUCUUUUACCACAUUUUUCAAUGAAACAGCCACUGGGAAGCACGUGCCACGGGCUGUAAUGGUGGACUUGGAACCAACUGUGGUAGAUGAAGUACGGGCUGGCACCUUCCGGGAACUUUUUCAUCCAGAACAGCUGAUCACUGGAAAGGAAGAUGCAGCCAAUAACUAUGCCCGUGGCCACUACACCAUUGGCAAGGAAAGCAUUGAUAUGGUGCUGGAUCGUGUCCGUAAGCUGACUGAUGCCUGUUCUGGGCUGCAAGGAUUCCUGAUCUUCCACAGCUUUGGUGGCGGUACCGGCUCUGGAUUUACCUCCUUGCUGAUGGAACGCCUCUCUGUGGAUUAUGGAAAGAAGUCCAAACUGGAGUUUGCCAUCUACCCAGCCCCUCAGGUCUCCACUGCUGUGGUGGAACCCUACAAUUCCAUCCUGACCACGCACACCACACUGGAGCAUUCCGACUGUGCCUUCAUGGUGGACAACGAGGCCAUCUACGACAUCUGCCGCCGGAACCUGGACAUCGAGCGCCCCACCUACACCAACCUGAACCGCCUCAUCAGCCAGAUCGUGUCCUCCAUCACCGCCUCGCUGCGCUUCGACGGCGCCCUCAACGUGGACCUGACGGAGUUCCAGACCAACCUGGUGCCCUACCCGCGCAUCCACUUCCCCUUGGUGACCUACGCCCCCAUCAUCUCCGCCGACAGAGCGCACCACGAGCAGCUCUCGGUGGCCGAGAUCACCAACGCCUGCUUCGAGCCCAACAACCAGAUGGUGAAGUGUGACCCGAGGCACGGCAAGUACAUGGCCUGCUGCAUGCUCUACCGCGGCGAUGUCGUCCCCAAGGACGUCAACGUGGCCAUUGCUGCCAUCAAGACCAAGAGAACCAUCCAGUUUGUUGACUGGUGUCCAACAGGCUUCAAGGUUGGGAUCAACUACCAGCCUCCUACAGUUGUUCCUGGAGGAGACCUAGCCCAAGUUCAGCGGGCAGUCUGCAUGCUGAGCAACACCACGGCCAUCGCCGAGGCUUGGGCAAGGCUUGACCACAAGUUUGACCUGAUGUACGCCAAGAGAGCUUUUGUGCACUGGUAUGUGGGUGAGGGCAUGGAGGAGGGAGAGUUUGCAGAGGCCCGAGAGGACCUGGCUGCCCUGGAAAAGGACUAUGAAGAAGUGGGAACUGACUCGUUUGAAGAAGAGAAUGAUGGGGAGUAAUCUUAAAAUACAUUUUGUUC
Messenger RNA from Vidua macroura (Pin-tailed whydah), 1274 nucleotides. It is a transcript of the gene TUBA8, whose product is annotated as tubulin alpha 8. Bases 109 to 1254 code for a protein of 381 amino acids. Gene Ontology annotation, molecular function: structural constituent of cytoskeleton; GTP binding. The transcript is spliced from 4 exons. NCBI's taxonomy places the organism in Eukaryota, Metazoa, Chordata, Aves, Passeriformes, Viduidae. The record is from RefSeq and is a predicted model, not a curated record. Gene Ontology annotation, cellular component: microtubule; cytoplasm. Gene Ontology annotation, biological process: microtubule cytoskeleton organization; mitotic cell cycle.